AUUCACGCCACGGAGCAAAGUAUGGUCCAAAUAAUCGUAACCGUCCAUGGUCCAUCCCAAAUGGAACGACAAAGCUGCACCCAAUGUCGUCAACCCUGAUCGGGAUCCGCGACGAUACCGUCGACGGUCUAUACUCUCCGGCGAAGCAGAAGGCCGCCAAUCGAGGUAACUACACUAGCCGAUCGGCGCUCUUCCUCCGUCGAGCUCCCCAGCUUCUCGCCGCAGUCAAAUUCAAGCUGCUCCUCGCCUUUUCGCUGCUAUGCCUCGCGAUUUUCCUGUCCUCGAAGCUCAGCUCUUUCAUGGGCUGGAUCCCCGACCGGGCUUCCCUCGUAUCGUCCCCUUAUCGGGGAUCCUACACCGUGCUGAUCAACACCUGGAGGCGGAAUUCGCCGCUGAAGAGGACAGCCGCUCAUUACGCUUCUUGCGUCGGAGCGGACGCGAUCCAUGUCGUCUGGAGCGAGAUUGAACCGCCAUCGGAGAGGUUGAAAUCGGAUCUCGACAGAGCCGUGAAGUUGAAGUCGUGGAGACCUGAUAUCCGGGUCGAGAUUGAGGAGAACGGCGGCGGUGGGAGCGGCAGGUUUAAGCCGAUUGAUGAAGUUAGAACGGACGCGAUUUUCUCUGUGGACGAUGACGUGAUUGUGCCGUGUUCGUCUCUGGAAUUCGCUUUCUCGGUGUGGAAGACUGCUCCCCUGACCAUGGUUGGGUUUGUUCCACGCAUGCAUUGGCUUGAUUUAGAUCUUUUGAAGAGUGGUGGCGUCUUCCAUAGAUAUGGAGGAUGGCUGUCAGUUUGGUGGAUGGGAAGCUACAGUAUGGUUCUGUCCAAGGCUGCAUUCUUUCACAAGAAGUAUUUGGAUUUGUAUACCAAUGAAAUGCCUUCACCGUUGCAAGAUUACCUAGCUAGAGAGAGGCAAAAUUGUGAAGAUAUUGCAAUGUCUAUGGUUGUGGCCAAUGCUUCUGGUACUCCUCCACUUUGGGUCAAAGGAAAGAUACAGGAGAUCGGUUCGUGGGGUACAAGCAACGGGAAAGGGAAGGAGAAGAGGAACGAAUGCCUGAACGACUUGCUGUCGUUCUACGAAACGGUACCUCUCCUCUCCACAAACGUGAAAAUCGUGAACGCCAGACAGGAAUGGGUCUGGUAGACUAUGUUGCGUGUGGCUUUCGUUUUUGCGCCUUUCGUCCCCGCCUCGACCAAGACACAAAUUCAAAACGCGAACUCUCUGCUUGCCAUCACCUUCCAGUUAAAGCUUUCAAUGCCCCUCCCGUCCAUCUCCACAGAGCCGAUUGCUUGGUUCAGAAGACACGCGUGAUCUGCAAUUCCCAGACCCAAAAGCAGAAAAUGAUGUAUCCUGUAAUGUGUAUUAUUCCAGAUACGGACGCUUUUAGCAUGUGGAACAUGAUGCCAGGCAAAAAAGGAACCGCAGCUAGUUUCUAGAUAGAAUGCCAAGGAUGUAUACCGUAUACGUUUUCUGUAGUUUCCUUAUCAAUACAUUGGAUUAGACAUUUCUUCUUAGCUGGUAUCAACAGUACCAAGAUUAACACCACCCGUCUUCGUGGGGAAGCAUUAGCUGUACAACCGGCCAAACCAGCAUUCAAGAUCGCCUUGUUGUCUCU
Molecule: messenger RNA, 1611 nt
Organism: Linum tenue
Lineage: Eukaryota; Viridiplantae; Streptophyta; Magnoliopsida; Malpighiales; Linaceae
Source: the annotation of a GenBank genome assembly